CUCGUUUAGCUGCAUCAGCAAUCACAAAGAGUUGUGGUUGCUCAGCCCGCGGCAUAUGCCUUUCAGGUUUUCAUGGAACAGAGUUUUCGAUACCUAUCCGUGAUUGGCCCGGAGCAUGUAAUUUUAUCAUAUUUCAAUUUUGAGCUAUAUAGUGGCGAUUUUUAAUAUGCCAGUUCUUGUCAUUGUUAUCUGGCUAUGCAAUGCGGAAAUGCAUACCGCCAUGUAUAGAAAAUUCCAAACGACGUCAUUUCUUUGAGUUUAUCAGUGGACUAAUAAUCCUCUACAUUGGCUAUGGAUCUCUUGUUAUUCAUAUGUUUGCUCAAGCUCUUCCAGCAUAUCUCAUGAUGGUCUUUCUCCCACUAUCUAUCGCUCAGUAUGGUAUUCUUAUUUUUUCAAUGAUGUAUCUAUCCGGAGUACAUAUUCAUAAAUUUGUUCGCAAUCCUUCUAUUGACAUUACUGCUCCAUUGAUGGUGCAGACGCAAAAGUUGUCUUCCUUAGCCUUCAAUAUAAAUGAUGGUGUAAAGUUGGCAAAGGAAGGAGUUGUUGACCGUGAUUAUCACAGACUUAAUGCUGUAGAGCGCCGACCUCGCCUUCUGCAACUAGGUGGAUACUUAUUUUCAUUUCAUAACGUAAUGAUUGGUCCUUUCAACUUCUUUGCUGAUUAUCUAAGAUUUAUCCAAGGUCAAGAGUCAGAACGUUUGAUGGACGAAAGUGAUAAAAAGCUCUUUGAGGAAAAUAAAGAAGAGAUACGCCUUGCCAAAGCUGAAAAAUGGAAACAGGUAAAACUUCUCUUGCUCCAUACCAUAUUGACGAUAUGGGCAUUGUCAAGCUUUAAACCAGAAUACUUUUUGUCUGAUGAUUUUGCUAAAAAAAAUUAUCUUCAAAAGUAUAUCUACUUAUCAAUUGCGUGUUUUGGUUUUCGUCAAAGAUUCUAUUUCGCUUGGACUGUCAGUUGUUUGUCAAAUUUAAUCGCUGGUUUCGGAUUCUCUGGAUUCGAUAGUAAAGGUCAACCUGAAUAUCGUUUUGCUACUAAUAUCUACUUUUUACCUAUUGAACUCGGUACUAGUACAAAAACAAUUUUAGAUUCAUGGAAUACAGCUACAACACGUUGGUUACGUGAAUGCAUUUACGAUCGUGUACCAAAACGUUAUGCUGUUUGGGUAGUUUUUGUUGUAUCAGCUAUGUGGCACGGUUUUUAUCCAGGUUAUUACUUGGCUUUUGUGUCGGCAGCAUUAAUUACAGUAGCUGGAAGAGUUGGUCGUAAACAUCUCAGACCUUAUUUUCUUCAUUCAUCUGGAUUGCACUGCUUCUAUGAUGUCCUUACUAAUUUGAGUGCAAUGCUGUGCUUAAAUUACUUGGGUGUUCCAUUUCUUCUAUUGACUACUGAUAAAGUUUUACAUUUCUGGAGACAAAUGCGUUUCAUUGGACAUAUUGGUCCAUUAGCCCUGAUAAUUGGCCUUCCAUUAAUAUGUGGUAAACCUGGACAGUUAUAGAUGCCUACCCAAUGUUUAUAAAUCCGCGUUCACAUUUCACCAUAACAACAACAACAACAACCCGUCCCCCUCCCUCCCCCGUCAUACUAACAUGAAUGUGUAGAAAAUGAAGUUUAAAAAAGAGAAACUUAUUCAUUGUGUUAGUUAGUUAGUUGGUUCAUUCAUUCAUAUGAUGUAAUAAUUACUACUCUUUUGUGUUUAUGAUAUUGGAAAAGAGGAGAGCUAGAGAGUAAGUCACUGGGGUGGUGAAAUAAAUAAAGCAAGGAGAAAGCAAAUUUUUGCAUUUCUAGCAUUCAUAUGUUCACCACAGUUGACUUCAUUACUUCGUUUUCUACGCCUUCCUAUUACAUCCUUCUACGAAUUCAUCAUCUCUACUACUACUACCACUACUACUACUACUAUUGUUAUUGUCAUUAACGUAUACAAACUGAGUGAGUACACAACACAUUUAUAACAUCAUUGUUCUUUUGGCCUUUUGUGUUGAUACCAGCUGUUUAUUGUACUUCUCUUUUUUUCCUUUCUCUCUCUCUCUCUCUCUGCCUCUUUCUUAUCAUUAAUAAAGUUGCAUAAUGCCUGUUUUUAUAGUGUCUUUUUGUUGCUUAAACGUAAUGGCAAUAAGUGAAUAUAUAUACACUGUAAUAUUAUUAUUCAUUGUCACUUUAUUCUAUACCAGAGUGUGUGUGUGUGUGUGCAUGUAUGUUCGUGUGUAGAUUAACCAUUUUAAAACAAACACUUGUGAAUAAUGUACACUCCGUUUAUUAAUAUCACUACACUUCAUUAAUUACAAAGAUGAAUAAAUAUUUACUUACCUAUGAGGUGAGGUGAGGGUGGAUGGUAUGUACGUAUUAUGUAUCAAUGUGUUUAUUUCUAUUAGUAUUACCAAUUUGCUUUCAAUGGUAUAUUACUCUUCUGAUUUCAUUCCUUUUGUCGUUUUAUUUUGCCUUUGAGAAAUGAAAAACAGAAAAAUUGAAAAUAAUAAUAACAGUAAUAUUAUGUAUUUGUGUAUGUAUAUUUUCAAGCCUUAGUUUCAUUUUUAAGGAUUUGAUUAGUUGGCACUAAAAAUUCCAAAAUGACUGGAGGAGGUUAAAACUCCAAUAGCCAUUGAAUUCUGUCUGUCUGUCUGGAUUCAACAUAGAACUUGCCACCAAAGUGCACCAUUUCGAGUUGCCACGUUCCAAAUAGCACACAAAGGUAGACAAGAAGAUGAGUGGAGAGAAUCAAUAGUGUUUGACAGGUAGAAGAGCGAAACAGAAUGGGUAAUGGUAGAAAGAAAUAUGAAAGAUUACAGAGACUGAAUACAUCUGUGCCAUUGACAAAGAUUUUGAGCCAUGUCACCUAUUGUCUCCAACCAUUGAUUCCUAGAGUCCCGAGGGCCCCAACCCGGAAGUCUGCAUCUCCCUCCCUACCUAACUCAGUUCAACUGUCAAGGAUUUCAUGGAUUGAUGAGGCCAUGUUUUUGUUUGGCCACCACUGGCUCUUUUCCAACCUGCACCUAUAUCAGCUAGUAAUGCCCGUCAGGGGAGGCGAUGGUUAGGGAUGCGCACCACGUGACCUAGCCAUCUCA
Molecule: messenger RNA, 3057 nt
Organism: Trichobilharzia regenti
Lineage: Eukaryota; Metazoa; Platyhelminthes; Trematoda; Strigeidida; Schistosomatidae
Source: the annotation of a GenBank genome assembly